AUGACAGUAAAAGGUGGUUCUCGUCCUGCUUGUGCCGCAUGCCGUUUCCAACGCCGUAGAUGUGCCUCCGACUGUCCUCUCGCACCUCAUUUUCCGGCCAACCAACCUAAGAUGUUUCAAAACGUCCACCGUAUUUAUGGCGUUGGAAACAUCAUGAAAAUACUUAACCAAAUCAAAGACGAGGAUCUAAAGCAAGACGCGAUGAAAUCUAUCAAGUAUGAAUCGUAUAUUCGUCACGUUUAUCGUGUGCAUGGAUGUUAUGGAUUGAUAGCUCAAUAUAGACAAAAAUGUCUAGAAGCCAUGCAAGAACUUCAAUAUGUUCAUGCUUUACUUGAUGCUUUUAAAAAAAAUAAACAAGUGAAGCUGAUGAGGCAAAACUCUCUUGGCUUGUCGUCUUCGUUGCAAAACGUUGACGACGAUGAAUGUAUCAAGGAUCAAGUUCUUGCAAGUGGUUUGAUGGCUCCGAUGAUGAAUGGUGGGAAUGAUUUAUUAGGGUUUUAUUAUAAUAAUAAUGGUUUGAUUGAUCAUUAUAAUAUGAAUGAACUCCCUAGUCAAUAUCUAUAUGAUGAAAAUAAUUUAUUUAAUCCCGAACAAGGGGAAAGUAGUAUAGAUUAUUCAGAAAUGACUAGUCUUGGAGUUUCGUUUGCUGAUGAUCAACAAGCUUUUAUGGGACCGAAAGAAGCUUAUGAUUUCAAGCUGGAAUCAUCUUUAAAGGAGGCAAAAACGAAUUUCAUUGAGCCUCAAGAGACAAAAGUUUACGGAAAACUGUUUGAGGUACAACAAGGUGUUCAUCACAUGGCGAUUUAG
This is a messenger RNA of Erigeron canadensis, 807 nucleotides long. Its product is annotated as LOB domain-containing protein 21-like. The coding region runs from base 1 to 807 and encodes 268 amino acids. The transcript has 2 exons. The record is from RefSeq and is a predicted model, not a curated record. NCBI's taxonomy places the organism in Eukaryota, Viridiplantae, Streptophyta, Magnoliopsida, Asterales, Asteraceae.